AUGUACGGCCCUUUAUGCGAAAAUGCGAUAAUGAGUUUAAUGACAAAUGUUACCUUGAUACUAAAAAUAGUACAUUUAAUGAAUGUGCAAGAUGAAAAAAUGUGUAGCAUCAAGAAUGAUGAUACUUUGGAUAAGGCGUUUAACACUAACAAUAACAAUGAUAAUUCUGAUAAAGUGUCUUUGCAUUCUACCUCUGAGAAUGAAACGAAAAAUAUAUUAAUACAAAAUCUAUCCGAGAGAAUUUAUAAGAGACAAAAGCAAACUGUUAUGAUGUCGGUAAAAGAUGCAUUACGUACAAUGGACAAUGUAUUAGACGAUGAGUAUGAAGACAAGAUAGAAAUCGUGGAGACGAAUAAUGCUUAUGGCAGGGUAUUGGUUGAUAAUAUAGUAUCCUCUGCAGACGUGCCAUUUUAUAAUACUUCGACUAAACACGGAUACGCAGUAUUGGUCAGCGAUGGAAAGAGUACAAGAAGAGUACUGAAACACUUCAUGUUCGCAGAGAUUUCGAUUGUACCUGGCACUUGCGUGCGAGUAAGAAGUGGAGAUCCCAUACCCAAUGGAGUAACGGCGGUUGUAACGCUAGCGAAUACAAAGAUAUUGAAAGAAUGUAGCGACGAUGAUGACGAUUAUUUUAAUAUCAACGACAAGGAAUAUGAAAUUGAAGUUUUAGUAGCCCCGGAAAAAAACGAAAAUAUUAGAUACGCUGGCUGCGAGAUAAAAUGCAGAGACAGCGUUUUACAGGGUUUCACUCGUAUCGGAACGGUAGAAUUGGGCAUUUUGAAAUUAUGUGGCAUAAAUUCAGUUUCAGUCAUGCGAAUUCCAUCUGUAGGUCUGCUGUCUAUCGGAGAUAAAUUGGAAGAGCCUGGGUACACUUCAACUUUAAAACGUAUCUACGAUUGUAAUAGUAUAACUCUAAUCUCGUUAUUGAAAGAAAAUGGUUACAAUCCCGUAGAUUUAGGAAUUUCAGCUUAUCAGUUAAAAGCCAUUAUCAAAAAUAUUGAAUACGCUUUGGACAAAGUAAACCUACUUGUGAUAAUGGGACAUGCAAACGAUAAUGAUUUAUUAAAGCCUAUCUUAAGAGAAUAUUUUAAGGCUGUUAUACAUUUUGGUCGCGUGGAGAUGAAACCAGGAAAAUCAACAACAUUCGCAACAUGCAUUUUCAAUCACAAAUUAAAGUUUUUCCUAUGCAUGUCGGCAAACCCAGCAACAAUUCCCAUUGUCGCGCAUAUAUUCCUUCUGCCAUUUUUGAACGGGAUGGACUUCGAGGACCAGGCUUAUGAACCCAAGCCUAACAUACAGACUUGCAUAAUGACAACGCAUGAGCUGCAUCGUCGUCCAACAUUUUCAUGGACAACCUUACACUGGUCAGAGAAGGAAACGUUUCCAAGGACUCUCUGUUCAAAAAAACAACAUCAGAACAUAUUGAAAUAUCAAGAAGCUAAUGCGCUUCUAAUGCUACCGCAGCGUACGUCGUAUGAGUCGAAAAUAGACGCGGCAUUCGUAUCAGCGAUGUUUCUCGUAGGGCAAAACAGCAGUAUUGAAUCAUCAAUUGUCGAUCAAGCUGAUUUAAAACGCAGUAUAAACUUUGUAGGAGAAUUGGCUUCCAUCGAAUUUUCGAAAUGUGAUAAGAAGGAAGUAAAGGAAAAAUUAAUUUCAUUGACCGAUCAGAAUAAAGGUAAUGUUAUUAUCUUAAUUGGCGAAAUUUCUGUUGUGAACAACGUUGUAUAUGAGGCAAUUGAAGAAAUCAUUGAUAAAAAUAUUUCCAAGGAUCUAACUACGUUAAUAUCAAGCCUAAGAGAGGAACUAACGUAUUCAUUUAAUCGACCUAUAUGUGGAAUACGAAAGGACAAAUUUAUUAUUAGUAUAUGUGAUUCCAAUGUGAUUGCAAAUACGAUGAUAAAUCUUGAGAUACAUGAAUCCUAUGCAUCCUUGAUAUUCCCAAUAAUGCGCUUGAUGCAUAUUGUACAAGAUAAAAAAAUUGAUAAUACCGAAAAUCGUGGUCCUGAUGAGGCGUUUUGUAAUAAUAGUAAUAAUGAUAUUUCUGAUAAGUCGUUAUCUUUGCAAUACGUCCCCAGAAAAAAAAACGAUGAAAUACUUUCCACUGUAGAAUACCUUCCUCACUCGAAAGAACAAGGCAAAUUUCUACAAAAUGUACGCACGAAUGAUCACGUCGCAAGUGAAUAUCAACAGAAAAAUAUGUUAAUAACGGAGAGGAUUUAUAAGAAACAAAGGAAUCAAUUUAUGUUGCCAGUGAAAAAAGCAUUAAAAAUAAUACGUCUUAUAGUAUACAAAUACCAUCUCGCAAAAGAAGAAAAUGUGCAAAUAAAAGAUGCUUACGGUAGGAUACUGGCAAAUAAAAUAUGUUCCUCUGUAAAUGUGCCGCUUUAUAACAUUUCUGCUAAACAUGGAUACGCGGUAUUAGCCAGCGACGGGAAGGGCAUAAGAAGAGUAUUGAAAGCACAUCCCACGUUCGCAGAGAUUUCGAUCAUACCUGGCAUUUGCGUGCGUGUAAGAAGUGGAGAUCCCAUACCCAAUGGAGCAACGGCAGUUGUAACAUUAGAGAAUACAAAGAUAUUGGAAGAAUGCAUCUAUAAUGACGACGAUUAUUUUAAUAUCGACGACAAAGAAUAUCAAAUUGAAGUUUUAGUAACCCCGAAAAAAAACGAGAAUAUUAGAAACGCUGGUUGCGAGAUGCAACGCACUCAAUGCAUUUGCAAUAAAUUCACUCGUAUCGGAUCAGCGGAACUGGGCAUUUUGACAUUAUGUGGUAUAAAUUCAGUUCCAGUCAUUCAAAUUCCAUCUGUAGGUCUGCUAUCUAUCAGUAGCGAAUUGAAAAAGCCUGGAAACGCUUCAAUUCUAGGACGCAUCCACGACUGCAAUAAGAUAAUUGUAUCCUCGUUAUUGAAGAAGAAUAAUUAUGAUCCGGUGAACUUAGGAAUUUCUGCUCACAAAUUGGACGAUAUGGUCAAUAAAAUAAAAAAUGCUUUAGACAAAGUGGAUAUACUCGUAAUAAUGGGCCGUACAAAUGACAAAGAUCUAUUGAAGCCUAUCUUAAAGAAAUAUUUUAACGCAAUGAUAUAUUUCGGUUGCGUGAAGAUGAAACCAGGAAAAUCGACAAUAUUUGCAACGUGCACGUUCAAAGAUAAAAUAAAGUUUUUGCUAUGCAUGUCGGCAAACCCCACAACUGUCCCCGUUGUCACGCAUGUAUUGCUUCUGCCAUUUCUGAACGAAAUGUAUCGCAGUUACUUGACGAAACCCAUUAACAUACAGGCUUGCAUAAAUACAAAGCAUGAGCUGCAUUCGCGUCCGAAAUUUUUCUGGACGACAUUACGCUGGACGGAGACAGAAAUGUUUCCAAGAGCUUACUGCUUGCAAAAUCAACAUCAAAAUAUAAUGAACUAUCAAAAAGGUAAUGCGCUUCUAAUGUUGCCACAAUGUUUGCCAAAUCAGUCGAUAUUAGAUGCAACAUUCGUACCAACGAUGUUUCUCGGCUGAAAAAUCUCCAAGGUAUUCAACUAAUAAGACAUUCGCAUACAUUUGCGUUAUUUAGUUAUAUAUAUUAUUCAAUUGUAAUUAUGACUAAGCUGUUACAUUUAAACUACAUUUUAAUUAAGAUCUAAAUGAAGUAAUUACGCUGUGUAUAAAAAAAAAACAAAUGUAUAAGCAAAAUAUACAAU
Molecule: messenger RNA, 3677 nt
Organism: Trachymyrmex septentrionalis
Lineage: Eukaryota; Metazoa; Arthropoda; Insecta; Hymenoptera; Formicidae
Product: gephyrin-like
Exons: 17
Coding region: 1-3495 (1164 amino acids)
Biological process (GO): Mo-molybdopterin cofactor biosynthetic process; glycine receptor clustering; gamma-aminobutyric acid receptor clustering
Cellular component (GO): cytosol; cytoplasm; postsynaptic membrane
Molecular function (GO): molybdopterin molybdotransferase activity
Source: RefSeq, a predicted model, not a curated record